This is a messenger RNA of Brachypodium distachyon (stiff brome), 2176 nucleotides long. RefSeq names its product NADP-dependent malic enzyme. Gene Ontology annotation, molecular function: NAD binding; malate dehydrogenase (decarboxylating) (NAD+) activity; malate dehydrogenase (decarboxylating) (NADP+) activity. Gene Ontology annotation, biological process: malate metabolic process; pyruvate metabolic process. The record is from RefSeq and is a predicted model, not a curated record. Bases 57 to 1946 code for a protein of 629 amino acids. NCBI's taxonomy places the organism in Eukaryota, Viridiplantae, Streptophyta, Magnoliopsida, Poales, Poaceae. Gene Ontology annotation, cellular component: chloroplast. The transcript is spliced from 18 exons.
CAUGCCUUUGGUGUCCGCCGCGGUGCAGCUGGCGCUUCACCUCCUCUUCAUCCUUUAUGCGCGGGCUCCAAAGCAGCACCUUGGCUCGCAUUGCAACCGGAGUUGAGGCUUGUUCACGGUGGUGCAGCAGCAGGAUUAUAACAGCAGGGGCGAGAGCAGAGCAGUACGGCAGCAGCACUAUGGCGGGAAGAUCAGGGGAAGGAGCGCCGUCGUCCGACGCCGCGAUGGCGGGCGUGGCCACCGGCGGCGUGGAGGACGCCUACGGCGAGGACCGCGCCACCGAGGACCAGCCCGUCACUCCCUGGGCCGUCUGCAUCGCGAGUGGGCAUUCCCUGCUGAGGGAUCCGCGGCACAACAAGGGGCUCUCCUUCACGGAGAAAGAGCGUGACGCGCACUACCUGCGUGGCCUGCUGCCUCCGGUGGUCCUGUCCCAGGAGCUCCAGGAGAAGCGGCUGCUGCAGAACGUGCGGGAGCUCCAGGUCCCGUUGCAGCGCUACAUGUUCCUCAUGGAUCUUCAGGAGAGAAACGAGAGGCUCUUCUACAAGCUCAUGAUCGACAACGUCGAGGAGCUGCUCCCCGUCGUGUACACGCCGACCGUCGGCGAGGCGUGCCAGAAGUACGGGUCCAUCUUCAGACGGUCGCAGGGUCUGUACAUCAGUCUCAAAGACAGGGGGAGAGUACUGGAGGUGCUGAGGAACUGGCGGGAGAAGAGUAUUCAGGUUAUCGUUGUCACGGACGGGGAGCGCAUUUUAGGUCUUGGAGAUCUUGGCUGCCAGGGCAUGGGAAUUCCGGUGGGUAAGCUUGCGCUGUACACGGCCCUUGGUGGUGUCAGGCCAUCUGCUUGCUUACCUAUCACCAUUGAUGUGGGAACAAACAAUGAAGAGUUACUGAAUGAUGAGUUCUACAUUGGGUUACGGCAAAAAAGAGCCACUGGCCAGGAAUACGCUGAACUUCUGGAUGAGUUCAUGGCUGCCGUUAAGCAGAACUAUGGGCAGAAGGUUCUUGUCCAGUUUGAGGACUUCGCUAAUCAUAAUGCAUUUACCCUUCUUGAGAAGUACAGGCCAACCCAUCUUGCCUUCAAUGAUGAUAUUCAGGGAACGGCUGCGGUGGUUCUUGCAGGCCUCAUUGCUGGUCUGAAGUUUGUUGGUGGAACUUUAGCUGAUCACACAUUCUUGUUCUUCGGUGCUGGAGAGGCUGGCACAGGGAUUGCUGAACUAGUAGCUUUGGAGAUAUCAAUGCAGUCCAAGGUUUCACAAGAAGAUGCUCGCAAAAAUAUCUGGCUAGUCGAUUCAAAGGGAUUGAUCGUGAGUUCACGUAAAGAUUCUAUACAGCCCUUUAAGAAGCUGUAUGCACAUGAGCACGAACCAGUCAAAGAUCUUUUAAGUGCCAUCAAGGAUAUCAAACCAACUGCACUAAUAGGAUCAGCUGGUGUGGGACAGAGUUUUACAAAAGAGGUGAUUGAGGCCAUGUCAUCGAUCAACAAGAGGCCAAUCAUCCUUGCGCUAUCCAACCCAACAUCAAGAUCUGAAUGUACCGCUGAACAGGCAUACUCAUGGAGUCAGGGCCGUGCAAUAUUUGGCAGUGGAAGCCCAUUUGAUCCAGUGAAAUAUAAUGAGAAGCUUUUUGUACCUGCCCAGGCAAACAAUGCAUACAUCUUCCCAGGUUUCGGUUUAGGUGUUGUGAUCUCCGGAGCGAUACGGGUGAAAGACGAUAUGGUGCUUGCUGCCGCUGAAGGCCUGGCCGAGCAGGUCAGCUCAGAGCAUUUCGACAAAGGUCUGAUCUACCCACCCUUCUCCAGCAUCAGGAAGAUAUCAGCCAACAUUGCAGCUCGUGUUGCCGCGAAAGCCUACGACCUCGGACUGGCUAGUCAUCUUCCUCGCCCAAGAGACUUGGUGAAGUACGCCGAGAGCUGCAUGUACAGCCCUAUCUACCGUUCUUACAGAUGAAGCCAUGAUGGUGCUGCAUAUGCCAGAGUCUGACUUGGAAUAAUGCACGACUGCGCCAGAUUGUGAUUUAGGCCGCUUCCGUUGUACAAGAGCUUGUUUAAAUUGUUAUUGUGAGAUUUGCCGUGUAUAAGAUGCUUGUAUGGAAUGUUGUUACCUGAUCAGACUGCGGGAUCCUUGCUUACUUCCAUUGUGAGCACGUGCUGAAUAAUUUCCCUUCUUCGCUGGGUUAA